Papilio polytes (common Mormon) is the source of this 1657-nucleotide messenger RNA. It is a transcript of the gene nmdyn-D7, whose product is annotated as nucleoside diphosphate kinase 7. The transcript is spliced from 7 exons. Bases 108 to 1253 code for a protein of 381 amino acids. The record is from RefSeq and is a predicted model, not a curated record. Gene Ontology annotation, cellular component: centrosome. Lineage: Eukaryota; Metazoa; Arthropoda; Insecta; Lepidoptera; Papilionidae.
UAGAUUUUGAGACUUUGACAUGUUUUCAAUGUUUUCUACGUUUUGUUGACGGUUAUUUUAGUUUUAUCGAUAAGGUGUUUUCUAGUUUUACAUAUUCAUGCUAAACAAUGGAAGGCGCUUACAGUGACAAAUAUUCUUUUAUUGGAGAAUGGUACGAUAAUCAGGCUUGUUUUAUUCGGCGUUUCAAUGUUUUUUAUUAUCCUGUUGAUAAUACAUUAGAAAUGUACGAUAUAAAAAACCGAAAAACGUUUGUAAGAAGAGUUAAAGUUAACGGAAUCAAUCUGGAAAACUUUUACAUUGGCUGCACAUUGUCCAUUUUGGGACGAUUAAUUAAAAUUGUAGACUUUGCUUGUGAAAAUACUAGAAAACUAUUACAUAAAGAUGUGCAAGUUACCUUUGCAAUGAUCAAACCAUUGCCCACCAAAAUUGUUGGUAAGAUAGUAAAGCAUCUAAAUGACCAUGGACUGAGAAUAUCUAAAAUGAAGAAAGCCAGACUUACCGCUGAUGAUAUACACAUACUUUAUAGAUCUUUAGUGGGUGAUUCAACAUUUCCCUUUUUGCUAGAACACCUCAGUGGACAACUGGUGUAUGGAAUGGAGUUAGUUGGAAAGGAGUCAGUAUCAAAUUGCAUUAAAAUCUUAGGAGAUAAAGAUCCACAUAAAGCAGAGCCCGGUACAAUUAGAGCUUUGUAUGGAACUGAUUCAGUCAGAAAUUGUGUACAUGCAGCAUCCAACCCAGAAGAUGCUUUACAAGACAUAGAGUAUUUUUUCCCUCCCCCACCCCUACGUUCGACACGUCUCCGUCUUACAGCGACAUUAUCAAACUGUACACUUUGUAUUGUAAAACCUCAUGCAAUUAGAGAAGGGAAAUUAGGCACUGCGUUAGAAAUUAUUGAUGAAGGAGGUUUUGAAGUCACGGCUUUAAAUAUGUUUAUUGUAGAGAUUGAUAAUGCUGCAGAAUUUUAUGAAGUGUACAAAGGGAUUGUACAGGAGUACAAGGGUAUGGUUGAAGAGUUAGCAAGUGGUCCAUGUGUUGCCAUGGAAAUAGUGGCUAAAGAUAAAAGUGUGGUCACGGCUGUAGAAUUUAGAAAACUUGUCGGUCCAACAGAUCCUGAAAUAGCAAGAUUAUUGCGUCCCCACACAUUGAGAGCUAAAUUAGGUAAAACGAAAGUGCAAAAUGCAAUACAUUGCAGUGACUUGGAUGUUGAUGGUUUGUUAGAGGUGGAAUAUUUCUUCAAAAUUCUAGAUCUUUAAAAUAAGGCUGUUUACUUAAUUAGAUUUUUUUAUUUGCUUGAGAAGCACCUAUGAUAUAUGAAAAUGUAUUAGGUACAAACUCCUUGGAGGCUUUAAUUCUAGUCUAAUCUAACUAGAAUGGAUAAUUCGAAUAUUUAUGUGGUAGCAAUGUAUUCUUCUUAAGACAUGAAUUAAAGUCUCUAGCAGUUGUACUAUUUGAUUUGUAUUCUGUCUCAAUUGUGAGUUUCCACUGUCGCGAUACUUGUAUAAAAACACUGCCCUCUUAUUUUCUUUGAAAAUGUAUAUUAUACAAGUGUUAUGGAAUUCAUGGUAAUUUCUAAUUUUGGUGGUGUUCAUACUCAGAAAUAUUGUUCAAUCAAGACUGAUUUUGCUAACUUUAUUGUGUUAUUUUAAAGCUGCUAUAA